UUACAUAAAUCCGGGGCCGACCUAAUGUUUCGCGAUUCUGAGGGCCGCACCUUAUUGUAUCACGCUGUCACCUUGGGAAGCAAGGAGAUUGUGAAGUAUAUCCUUGACAAUGCCUCUCCAGAGAUACUGGACCUAACAGAGAAGGAGAAUGGUGAGACGGUCCUACACAAAGCAGCGGCACUCCGACAUCGAACCAUAUGCCACUUUCUUGUGGAAGCUGGUGCUUCAUUAAUGAAGACUGAUUUGCAGGGCGACACGCCGAAAAACAAAGCAGAGAAGGCCAUGGACCUGGAGCUGGCCGCAUACCUGGAGAACCGGCAGCAUUACCAGAUGAUUCAGCGAGAGGAUCAGGAGACAGCUGUGUAGCGCUGACGAGGAGCUGAUGGCAAAUCUCCACCCCCACCCUCUUCACCCACUCCCCAAAGACUGCAUGCCCGCUGCCAUUUGUGACAACAUGGCUCGGUGGUGUUUCCACCAUCGGUCAGCCUCUUUGUGUGUGUGUGUGCGCGUGAGCGUGUGGAUGUGUGUAUGUUUGUGUGCGUGUGUGUGUGUUUUGUUUUUUUAUUCUCCCCUCUUGGCUAAACCCACACCCUGGAACAAACAGGUGCCAAAACCAAAACUGGCAACAUGGCAGUCACUGGGUACCAAACAACGGUUUGAUCCUAACAAUGGUAACAGUCUGCCAGGUUGUUCCUCACCAAUGCGAUGGGUGGACAGGCAAAGUUGAUGGCUUCUCAUGAAGUUAGCUACUUGUGGUGAUGCAUUGGCACUCGUAACUUUAUGCUGUUUAAAUUGCACGUUACGUGGUUGCACUAUGUAGCCUCUAUUUCUGUAUCUGGGAUAUGCCCAGUGCUGUUUUUGCUGCUGAGACAGUAGCAACUCGAGAAGUAAUAUAAAAAAGAUCCAAGGUGAAUGCUCACUACUUUGUAGAGGGCAAGUGUACUAUAGUGCAAACUGAAAAUAUUAAUAUGGAUCUGACGUCUCUAUUUUACAGCUGUAUUUUUAAGAGAAAACUGCGUGGAAAAGCAUACUUUUUUGUGCACAUUGGAACUUUUAAUUGUGAGGAUGCUGUUUAAUGUUAAUUUGAAUGAUGUCUGCUGCAAACUCACUGGAGUCUAAAAGGCAGUGUGAUCAGGCUUUCGUAAUGUUUACAGUGCAGUGUGAGAGGGGAGGGGAAUAGGGUAGUUACAGCAAACAUCCAUUCUUAAUCACCAGGCGUUAAUAAUGUCCAACGAGAUGGAUAAGAUUGAGAAGUAGAACGGAGAGCAAUUUGGCAGAUGUAGGCUAACAUCUGGUAUCUAGGACCUCACCUCCCACUGAAGAAUUGGCUUACUUGUGAGAGAUGGGGUCAGCUAAAUCCAUCCUCCUUUUACAGACAUUUACAAAGUACCUUAUUAACAUGCUUUGUGUUUCUUUUUAAAUGAAUCCAAGUUGUUACUUUUAUUUGGGCAUUCAGGAGAAAGAGUGUGAAUCUCAAAAACCGCGGGUCAAAUUUUCCAGACACCUGCAACCUUCAUACUGGGCCAUUGUAGUGAGAAAGCUGUCCAAUUCAGUCAAGUUUCUACAGAGAGGUUUUAAGAGGGCACCCCUAUGUUUAAUCCCAGUUAAUGAGUGAAAAUAUGAACAUAUGAUUUACAACGCUUCCCAGGCUGGUGUUUGAUGAUGUCUAACAGAUGGAUUUGUUGAGAGUUGCUCUUGGCUUCCCCAAUAGAUCAGUUGGUUGAAAUACAUCGACCUGUGUGAUCCUGAGUCCCACAGACCGGGCAUGCCCCAGAUUCUACUCUUAGUCUGUGCUGAUAUCUCAUCAAAUCUGACACAGUGGGUCUAAGAUCCCUAAGCCAACAGGUGGGUGUUGUGGAGCUUAGCCUUAAAAAGUCUUUCAUUUCCUGACCACUGCAAGAAUUGUAAUCAAUGCCCCUUCCCUAGCAACCAUAUACAACCUAACUUGGACAUUAUAGGUAGUGCGCAAACAACUUGGCCAAGCAAAUGGAAUGUUUGGAAUGUUUUAUUAUAGAUUCCCCUAUUACUGCACCCGCCUAUGUGCAUUGUGGCUAAUUUAAAGUGUAUUUUUUCAUUCUGCUGUACCUCAUCCAAAUGGAGCAUUUUUUUUCAAAAACAUUGAAAAUUUUAAAGUAUAAUUUAAUCAGCUCCCAAGGGCACUAAUCCAUCAGAAAGGAAUCAUAGCACUUGAGCUAAAUAGUUUGAUGGUAAUCAUCUUAAAAUAUUAAAACCCUUCUCCUUGUGUUUUCCCUUGCUAUGAAAAGCCAAUUUUGUGUCUUGCAAUCUUCACAAGACUUUCCUGUGACACAAAAGUUACAAAUAAUCAAAACAUGUACUUCUUGAAGUUUCCAAAUGGUGAUUCCGCAACAUUGGAGAUCCCUAAUCCCACCUUAACUUUCCUAUCCUGCCUUCGGAUUUUCUCAUAAGCCGUCUCUGAGAAGCUUUUGAACAUUCUUCCUUCUCUUUAGAUUGAAAUGUUUCUGAUUUUUCUCACCUUGAAAGAUUCCUUUAUGUCGAAGCCUAUCUAUAAAUGCAGGUGGCUGUUACUGUUGAAAAGACGUAACUCUGGUGAAUGACUGGUAGCGAGUAACUACCCUGCCAUCAGUCACAGGUAGACACCUUUAGAUUAUGCAGGUCCCAAGCCAUGAAACCCAUCAGUCUCAAUUUCAAAAAGGUUUCCAUAGCAAAAAUCUAGCAUAGUGUGAGCGAUCAGGAAAAGAAGUGUCUGAUUUAUAUAGAAGGGCGCUCAGCCUAUCACACUGGUACACCCAAUUUUCCUUUCAAAAUAUCCAACUAGUUGUAUAUUUAGCUCUGGUGAUUCUAGUAAUUGGUUUAGAAUAAUAUAUAUCAUAUGACUUGACAUCAACUGAACACCAAGAUAGUACCACUAUAGGGAUAAAGGACGUUUUCAUUGCAUCAUAUGAUGAAGGGAAAGGAGCCCUGACUUUGUGGAGAUAAUUUAGUGGGGAUGAAAAAAUGACAUGGGGAUAUACAAUAGACAGCAGAAUCUGUAUCAACAGUUUUACACCAUUGCCAAAAGACCAACUCACCCGCAUGUCGAUACUCAAAAUGAAUGGAUUUAAUAAGAAAAAAACAAAGGUUUACAGACUCUCUGUCUCUGAUCUUACCUGGAAAACUAACACACUGCCAGGAGGAAGGGAAGGAUUGAAUCCUCUGCCACACUGUCCUUAAAGCUGUCAUCCAGGACUGCAGACAAGACAGAGAAAGUGACGCUCCACACGAGUGGAGUGGAGACAGGCUGCUCCAUUCUCUGCUAUCAGCUGUGUAAAUAGGUUCCUUUGAACAAAACAAAAGAAGUCUGUCUGGUUGUAAAUUUUCCAAGAUCGUACAGUUAUUGUAAUAUUCCCAUGAGAGUCUCUUGAUGUGUAUCUGUGACUUUUUUUGUGUGUAUAAUUACUUAAAUUUGGGCCCGUCUUUUGUAGAUUGGUAUAUCUUCAACGAUUGGCGGUUGUUUUUAUAUUUGCAGUUUGUGUGCGUGUAUGUUUCUGAAACAGAUGCCUUGAUUUGCCUUGUGUCAAAUGAGUUGAUGCAACCGUGUUGUUCCUACUUGAAACUGUGAACCAAGUCCCAGCGUGUUCCUCACUGGGCUCAUUGUGAAGCUUUCCAGUCAGUGGACCAUGUAGCACAGUAUGUUCUUAGCACCAGAGUAGAUAUCACAGGUGAAGGAAUUGAUUCAGACAAAUUAGUCGUCAUGCUUUCCAUUAUCUUCUUCCCCCCAAACCCCACCAAUACAAAAUGGACUGGCAGCGGGAAGGCAGGAGAAAUGUUACAGGUGGAGUCCGCUGCUGGUUCCUGAAGAACUGCUCCCAGUUUGAUAACUGUAACUUGCUAAUUACACUGGAUGAUAUUGUCGGAUGAACGGUUGACACAUUUUUAUUAAAUACCCCAGUAUCCUGCCUCAAUGCAGACAGCAAUCCAAUGCAAAAUGAAAGCUGACAAAGGAAUUAGAUGCAAAUACGUCACACCAUGGCUCAUACUCAUAAAGAAGAGAAUCCAAGUAGUAUGGAGACAGUAGGACUGCAGACGCUGGAAGCCAGAGUCAAUAAUGUGGAGCUGUAAGAACACAGCAGGUCAGACAGCAUCCGAGGAGCAGGGAAGUCAACGUUUCAGCGAAACCCUUCGUCAGGACUCCCAGUUUGGUCUAUGUAUUUUCUUUUGUUGAUUUAGUAAUGUGUUUUAGCCCUAUUUAAACAUCUUUGAUUCUCAAACUCAAACAUGCUAGGAAAUGAUUGAUACUUCUGCUGAAGACAGUAGGGGAGGGACAAGGAGUAAAAGAUUGGUGGAGAUGGAGCCCAAAGAGUGAGAACAGCAGUUGGUCAGACAAAGCAAUGAAUAAUGGUUAGCCAGGGAGAAAUAAAAGCUGCUAAUGAGGACCAUUGGUCGGUGAAAAUGGGUCGGCUGGGAUGUUGGAUAAGGGCAUAGGAGAAGGUGCUCAGGCCCUAAAAUUAUUGAACUUGAUAUUGAGUCCUGAAGGCUGCAUGGUCCCCAAGUGGAAAAUGAGGUGCUGUUGUUCUGGCUUAUGCUGAGCUUCACUGUAGCACCGCAGUGAGACUGAGAUGUUGGCCAGUGUCCACCAUGUUCCCAUCUAUGCCAUGGGUUUAUUUUUUUUUUUUGCAAUUAUCCUAUGGGAAGUUUCCUAUACAAUCACAUUUAUAAUGAUUGGAAAUGAGUGCAUCUUCUUUCCUGAGAUGCUAGUAAAGGGGAGGGAGGUGAUAUACAAGUUAGAACAGCUUGGAAAAGGGGAUUCACUAAAGACACUGGGAGUUGGAGGUUAGAAUAGAGCUGUAUGUUAGGUGUUACCUCUGGGAUCAAUCAGAUUUAGCCUAUACUGAUAAGACACAACGUUCUUCCACUAUAUUCCAGAGUAAGUGAGUAGAACAAGUUUAAUCAUUCUGCCCUAAUUAGGAAUGUUAUUUAAGAGAGACCCUGGGGGUUUGUUAUCGGAGCUGGGUGGAGGGUGGAACCUCACUUUAGCAGCGGAAGGACCAAGAAUUCUUCAGUGGAACUGAAGCACAUUUUGGGGGAAAUUGCAAGCAAAUUUAAGACCAUAUGAUGUAGGUGCAGAUGUAGGCCAUUCAACACAUCAAGGCUGCCCCACCAUUUAACCUCCUCAUGGCUGAUCUAAACAUUCUCCUACGCAUUAAAAAUCUAUCUAUCUCAACUUUGAAUAUGAAACAUAAUGCCCAACUAAAAAUUUGAACCCUCAGAUUAAGAAUCUGAAGUUCUACCAACUGGGCUGAUCUGGAUUCGAACCUGCAACCUCUCACUUAUCAUUGUACAAUACAUCCCAAAGUGAGGACCAUAUCUCUAAACCAACUUUUUUGCGUUCAGUGUCUCUAUAACUGAUGUGGGGAGUGAUGACUCUCAGUGCUCCAUUCUCCAGCAUUACCAUCUUUUGCUUUGAUGAGUGCAAAGUUCGCAGCAACUGAAAAUGCACCUGAAAGAGAGAGCAGUUUUGAUGCCAUCCCCAGUCAUUGUCUCACUCAGCUGUGAUAACGCUAGUCUCACUCUCCCUAUUGGCACUGAAGCAUAGUUUUAACUUUUGGUCUGUGUUGGUCACAGGGUGCCUGCACUUGGGAGAGGAACGCUCAGCAAGAUGUCCCGCUCUUUCUCACUAACCAAUGAGCUCUAUAUGUGUGGGUGCAUGUGAGGAUUUGAAUUGAGCUUGUUUGUGUCACACUGACUCAUAAAUAGUGGACACUCAAGUGAUCUUUCAUCACUCCCCAUCCAACAGGGCAAAAACAUUGUGGAAAUAGUGGAAGAGUUGUCACUUCCUUGUCAUCUCCCAUCCUCCAGAUCGCGAAAGAAAACAUCGAGUGACCUUAGAAGUGCCUCUGUAUACUGAUGGGAUGGUUUAUAUCAGAAUGAAGUCCUUUUGACAGGAAGCUGUUAUUCAUGACAUGAUAAAAGAUGUGAGGAAAGGCUGUGUAUUGCUGACUUAGUGAGCAACAAGUCGGGACUUUGUAUAAACAUCCAUUUACUGGGUUGCAUAUAAAUGGAUUCGAUUGUAUUUGCAUCAGACUGGACCAAUAAAAAGAUGCAUAAAUGACUGAA
Molecule: messenger RNA, 6075 nt
Organism: Rhincodon typus (whale shark)
Lineage: Eukaryota; Metazoa; Chordata; Chondrichthyes; Orectolobiformes; Rhincodontidae
Product: diacylglycerol kinase zeta-like
Exons: 4
Coding region: 25-366 (113 amino acids)
Molecular function (GO): protein binding
Source: RefSeq, a predicted model, not a curated record